GGGCUGGGCGCCGGGGGACGUGGGCCCCACCUCCACAAGUUUUACUUUUUCAGCCGCCCGGUUUUGUCGUCUCCUCCGUCCUCUCCUCCUCCGGACCUCCCCUAUUACCCCCCUCCCCUCCCCUCCCCUCCCCUCUCCGCCUCCUCCCUGUUCCCUCCUCUGCCGAACACCACAGCUAGCGUGCGCGGGGGGGUGUGGUGCUCUCGCUCUGCUCUCGGCACGCCGCCUCCUGCCUCGCACACUCGCUCUCCCUCCCACUGUUCCCCGCUUGGUUGGGUUUGGUCUGAGGAGGAGCGAGGGAUUGGUGGCGUGGAUUCGGGGGGAGGGGAGGUGGGAGAUCGGCCGCCGGAGGAGGUAGCGGGGGUGAUCCUCGGGGGGAGGUUCUUGCGUCGGUCCGGCGGUAAUACGAGGGGACCCGCCCAUGGCGUGAGGAAAGGGCCUGGCUUUGGUUGCCCUCCCCGGAGAUCUUGCGGCUGCUGCUGUUUGCUGCUAGCUGAAGGCCGUUCGGUAGCCGAGCGGGCCGAGGGGGACGUCUCCCUCUCUCGACUCCCGCGGCGGCGCCGAAGACCGCCCCCGCCCCCGCCAUGGCCGGCAGCGACGAGGUCAACCACAACGAGUGCAAGAGGGUGGUGCCGCUCCACACAUGGGUGCUCAUCUCCAACUACAAGCUGUCGUACAACAUUCUGCGGCGGGCGGACGGGACGUUCGAGCGGGACCUCGGCGAGUACCUGGACCGGAGGGUGGCGGCGAACGCGCGGCCGCUGGAGGGCGUGUCGUCGUUCGACCACGUCAUUGACCAGGCGGUGGGGCUGGAGGUGCGAAUCUACAGGGCGGCGGCGGCCGGGGAUGAGGGGGCGGCGGCUGUCACCCUGCCCAUCCUGGAGUUCCUGACCGACGCGCCGGCGUCGGAGCCGUUCCCGGUCAUCAUAUUCUUCCACGGCGGCAGCUUCGUGCACUCGUCCGCCAGCUCGACCAUCUACGACAGCCUGUGCCGCCGGUUCGUGAAGCUGAGCAAGGGCGUCGUGGUGUCCGUCAACUACCGGCGCGCGCCGGAGCACCGCUACCCGUGCGCCUACGACGACGGGUGGACCGCCCUGCAGUGGGUCAUGGCGCAGCCGUUCAUGCGCAGCGGCGAGGACGCGCAGGCCCGCGUGUUCCUCUCCGGCGACAGCUCCGGCGGCAACAUCGCCCACCACGUCGCCGUCCGCGCCGCCGACGAGGGCGUCAAGAUAUGCGGCAACAUCCUUCUCAACGCCAUGUUCGGCGGCACCGAGCGCACCGAGUCGGAGCGGCGGCUCGACGGCAAGUACUUCGUUACGCUCCAGGACAGGGACUGGUACUGGAAGGCGUACCUGCCGGAGGACGCCGACCGGGACCAUCCGGCGUGCAACCCGUUCGGCCCGAACGGCCGGCGGCUCAAGGGUCUCCCCUUCACCAAGAGCCUCAUCAUCGUGUCCGGGCUGGACCUCACCUGCGACCGGCAGCUCGCCUACGCCGAGGCCCUCCGGGAGGACGGCCACGACGUCAAGGUCGUACAGUGCGAGAAGGCCACCGUCGGGUUCUACCUCUUGCCCAACAACGACCACUUCCACGAGGUCAUGGAGGAGAUCUCCGACUUCCUCAACGCUAACCUCUAGUACAUAUACAGCCCGCUGAUCAUCGUCGUCUCCGACACAAUACUCCUUAUAGGAAGAUGGUAAUUCAGCUUGACUUUCUUAUAGUACCUACUCCACCUCUUAUACUGCUGCUGCUGCUUGGGAUCGCAAUGUCGUCGUCUGUGGCGAAGGAGAAGCUCCAUGUUGUCUGAUCAGCUCUAAUCAAAAUGGUGACUCGGUUGCGUCGAGGAGGAAGAAGAAGAAAGAAGUCGUCGUCGUUGUCCUUGUUCCACUAAUCUUGUUCAUCCGCUGUAAGCUUUGGAUCGAUCUUUGAUCCGUGUUCAUGUUUUGCCUUGGGGUCGAGACAGGUGAGGGUAGUUUCAUGUCAUGCAAGCCUCCAUUAGUACUACCGCCGUGUGAUUUUGGUUUUGAUGGAGAGAAGCCUGUUGUUUUUAUCUCGCACUCCCAUCAUCUCCUCCUCCAUGUACUCCAAAGAGAAAAAAAGUUCCCAUCUAACGUUAUGUGUACAGUGAUCGAUCAACAAGGAGAUUGAGGAGGCCGCCCUUUUGUUUC
Messenger RNA from Oryza brachyantha (malo sina), 2168 nucleotides. RefSeq names its product gibberellin receptor GID1. Gene Ontology annotation, cellular component: cytoplasm; nucleus. Gene Ontology annotation, molecular function: gibberellin binding; hydrolase activity. The transcript is spliced from 2 exons. Bases 585 to 1637 code for a protein of 350 amino acids. Gene Ontology annotation, biological process: positive regulation of gibberellic acid mediated signaling pathway; floral organ morphogenesis; raffinose family oligosaccharide biosynthetic process. The record is from RefSeq and is a predicted model, not a curated record. NCBI's taxonomy places the organism in Eukaryota, Viridiplantae, Streptophyta, Magnoliopsida, Poales, Poaceae.